This is a messenger RNA of Gadus morhua (Atlantic cod), 3273 nucleotides long. RefSeq names its product testis specific protein Y-linked (gene tspy). Gene Ontology annotation, biological process: nucleosome assembly. Lineage: Eukaryota; Metazoa; Chordata; Actinopteri; Gadiformes; Gadidae. Gene Ontology annotation, cellular component: nucleus. The transcript has 7 exons. The record is from RefSeq and is a predicted model, not a curated record. The coding region runs from base 449 to 2149 and encodes 566 amino acids.
AAUCAAGGAAAUGUUUUUCUGUCACGUCGACGAACGCUGGUAGUAAAGAGGAGGAAGAAGGGAAAUAUAAACUAAUGCGAAGAGUUUAUAUUUAAUCUCCAACAUCUAUGCAUACCUUGGAUAUAAUUGGACGUUAUGCUAAGUAUUCCUUGAUUUUUUAAGAAUAUUAUCAUUCCUAUUUUUGAUGGUGCAAGAAGUGGUCAACGUGAGCUGCUACCGUUAGCCAGUUGUAACAACAUUAGCCGAAGCUAGCACGUUCGCAUGCAAGGCCGCGGACCAAAGGAGAUGACUGCUUCCUGUACCAUCUUUGUGAAACAUUUCCUUUGGAAGGUUUGAUUCACAUUUUAUUUUAUAAGGCGAGUAAGUGUUAACCGUAUUCUAUUUUAGAAACGUCCCUUUUAGUCCAGCUAGCAGGGGACGUAGCUAGUUGAAGAUAUAACCAGCAAACAUGAGUGAGUCGGUGGGGUGCAAGCAAGCACCAACCAAACGAUGCGCGCCACCCGAGGAUGAGAGUGGCCCUACCCCUUUCAAGCUUCCCAAAGUAACCGACACAUCAAACGAAAAACCAUCAACUUCACAAAGUUGCACGAGCAAGGAAGUCGAACGCAAAGAAACUACCGGUAAUGGUGCGAUUACGGUAGGCCAAGGGGGACCUUCUUCUGCAAAACCCGACCAGACGGAAACACACACGAGCGGUACCGUUGAAGCACAUUCGUCGGAUCUCCCGGGUACCAUAAAUGCACGAGGAGAUGGUGGAGGACAUGAGUGUCCUCCAUCAACUUCCACGGACCAAUCAGAUGAUUCAGCAGCUAUCGCGGCUGCUGAGGCACUAGCCAGUCUAACUGCAGGAGCUGGAGAGGAAAGUAAAAAAACCUCUUCAUCAUCAAAUAAAGUGAAACGGGAUGAAAGGGAGAGUAAAGUCAAACUUGGGGUUCGGGACUCCUUAAAGCAAUCCUUAAAGACGCUGGCAGCUGCAGCAGACAGCUCCACCUCUGUGCACAGUGUGGCCAGAGGGGAUGUGGAAGACAUCCCAGAUACAGAAGAGGAAGACCCCGGCACGACACCGGCCUCCUCCUCCACGCCAAGCUCCUCUCUCCCCUCCGACAACGAGGACGAUGAAGAAGAUGGCGAGUGCGCCAUAGUCUCCGUCAAGAUGGCCCCUGAGAUCCGGCAGUCGGUGACCCUGCUGGCGCAGGUACAGAUGAGGCUGGAGACCCUGGAGAAGAAGAGCGUCCGCCUUCAUCAGAGGCUCGACAUGAAGAUGAACCGGCAGCGGCGGCCUCACCUGGACCAGCGUCGGACCAUCACCCAGUCUAUCCCGGGCUUCUGGGUCACCGCUCUGUUGAACCACCCGCAUCUCUCCGCUCACAUCGACGAGACCGAUGAGGACGCACUCAGUUACAUGAUCGACCUCGAGAUCGAGUCUUUCAAGAACAGCAAACUGGGUUCCAGGAUCCGCUUCCACUUCAGGAGGAACCCGUACUUCCAGAACAACGUCAUCAUGAAGGAGGUGCACCUCGGGAUGGGAGGAUCCCCGGUGUCCUUCUCCAACCCCAUCCUCUGGCACCGUGGGCAGAACCUGAUGGUGCACAGCGACCCCAGGAACGGCGAUGGCGUCUACCAGACCUUCUUCAGCUGGUUCAGUGACCAUAGCAACCCGGGCCGAGACGACAUAGCGCAGAUACUUAAGGAUGACCUUUACCGGGACCCCCUGAGGUACUACCUGACCCCUCUGUGGGAACCCCGCGAGAACGGCAGUAGUGCCAGCGGAGCGAGGGCGGCGGACAACAGCAACGGGGACGACUGCGUGGUGAUCUCCGACUCGGAUGACGACGACGACGAGCAGAGUGACACCGGAGUGGGUCACAGCCGGGAGCAGCAGGAGGAGGAGGAGGACGAUGAGGAGGAGGAAGAGGAAGAAGAAGAAGAGGAGGAGGAGGAGGGAGAAGAUAAAGGACAAGGCUCCGACUACAGCGACCAGGAGCCAAGGGAAGAGGAGGAAGAGGAUUCGUUUGGUGAUAAAGACGAAGAUGUGUAUGUGGAAGAUGUAGAGGAGUCACCCGGGGACCCGAAGGCCAAAGACCAGGAGGAUGAGGAGGACAUUGAUGUCGACGAGGAGGGCGACGAAGAGGACGAGAGAAAAGAUUGAAAGAUUAGGAAUUAUAACUCAUUACUUAUGCAUAGGAAUCCAGCCGUUGUUUAAUCCCCAUAUUGCUUAGUGGCGUUUUAAUCCGGCAUACCAUAAUAAAAGUGAAAUGGCAAUGCUCCCUUUUGCUUUUCAAAGAAAUGUACUAUACUUCAUAGAUAUAUACAAGUGUAGUAAUGAAUUAAAUGAAUCAACAUCCUCAGUUUCAAUUUGGUAAUCAUGCAUAUCAAGCAUCAUGUUUGAUUAAUUAAAUUGCUUUAGGAUAAUUUCAGAUGUUGGCACCUUUUUCAUGACGAGUUGUGAACUAAAAUUUGUUCUCAGGGAUGACCGUAGUGGUUACAUAAUAGAGAGUAGUAAUUAGGAUAUUUUUCAAAUGUUUGCUGUGUAAUAUAAGUGUAUUCUACUGUAGUAACUAGAAACCAAGGACAAUAUUGUUAGCCACAUCUUUGUAUCAGUCAUACAAACACGCACACACACACCAAUACUCCCCUGAACAAGUUUUUAAAGAGACAGUCAUGUCUCUGAAUUCUACCGGUUUUGUUUGUUUUAAUUCUGUAUUAUUUAAUCAUCAAUUUGUCUAUGGGAAUACUUAUUUUGUACAUCCUUCUGGUUAUAAUUAAGGAAUUGAGGAUCUAGUUAGGUUUUAACCAAAUUAUCUUGGGAGCAUGCUUUUGUAAUUUUGUGUUUCUCUUAUUUGUCCAUCUAUACUUUAGGAACUUUUAUUUAUUUUACUUUUAACAGUAUGACUGUUCAGGCUAAGGUGUACGUUUUGUGCCGCGCUCCAAAUUCAGGCAGUGAGGUUUUCAGCCAGUUACUUCAUGCAUGGCUACAGUUUGACACACUGGUAUAACAGUUUCUACAUUUCUAUUUACUUUUCCUAGUGAUAGAUUUCUUGUAAAUAUUUUUUCUGCAAAGUCUUUUUUCACAGGCUGUUGAUCUGUUUAAGCCAUUACUAAAUUUCUCAACUAAUCUAGGAUUUUACAUAAAAUUCAUAAUCAGAAAGUUAUAUUUUGUGUGCAGAUUUUUUAUAGAAAACUAGUUCGAAAAAUAUGUAUUUUUUUUUUGGUUUGCUUUUUAAGAUAUAUGAUGUCCACCUUUUGAUCAGACCUAAUAAAUGGUGAAUUGUU